ACCUCAUCAUGCUGCACACAUCUUAUCAACCCGACCCAAACAACCAAGGACUCCGGCAGAGUUACAGGCUGUCAAACAGAUGUCUGUCUCAGAUUUAAACAUCUGUGAUCCAAACAACUAUAAGAAUAAAACGGUAUAUUGCACAGCGAAAAUAGGCAAAUUUGUGCCAGAAGAAAGGUGGUUCUAUUUGGCUUGCCCAAAAUGCUUCAAGGAAAUGAGGAAAAAGCCACAAAGCCAAUUACUAAUCUGUGCAGAACAUGAUAUGCAGCAACCUCUUUACAGUUGUACAAAUGAAGAAGUUCAACAACAAUUGAGCCAAUUCAUGUGUCCUAUGCCUCAUCACUUCCCAUCACAUCUGAAACUCCCUUCUAUAUUUGAUUUUGGUUUCCAAUUGUCAUGAACUUCUCAAUUAAACUAUUUUGCAUCUUUUGUGAAUACUGGCAUAGAUUUCAGUCACGUCAUUAUUUUCCAUAUAUCAUUCUGCGAAUUUUGAUGAAGAUAUAGCAUUGCAGCUUUUGUCAAUGUUUGUGUACUUUGCUGUAUUAAGUAGAAUUUUAAACACCACUAUAAAUUUUUCUCCGUAAUA
This is a messenger RNA of Rosa rugosa (rugosa rose), 586 nucleotides long. RefSeq lists its product as uncharacterized. The transcript is spliced from 3 exons. Bases 80 to 400 code for a protein of 106 amino acids. NCBI's taxonomy places the organism in Eukaryota, Viridiplantae, Streptophyta, Magnoliopsida, Rosales, Rosaceae. The record is from RefSeq and is a predicted model, not a curated record.